Molecule: messenger RNA, 525 nt
Organism: Chaetomium globosum CBS 148.51
Lineage: Eukaryota; Fungi; Ascomycota; Sordariomycetes; Sordariales; Chaetomiaceae
Exons: 3
Coding region: 1-525 (174 amino acids)
Cellular component (GO): nucleus; cytoplasm
Molecular function (GO): AMP kinase activity; ATP binding; ATP hydrolysis activity
Source: RefSeq, a predicted model, not a curated record
AUGUCUCGCAGCCUCCCCAAUAUCAUCAUUACGGGCACCCCCGGCACCGGCAAGACGAGUCACAGCGAACUGCUGGCUGAGCGGACGGGGCUCAGGCACAUCUCUGUCAACAAGGUGGUCAAGGACAAGGAAUGCCAUGAGGGGUGGGACGACGAGUUUCAGAGCUGGAUUGUGGAUGAGGAUAAGCUGCUUGACGCCAUCGAGGAAGACGCCAAGCAGGGUGGCUGCAUAAUAGACUGGCACGCGUGCGACCUGUUCCCCAAGAGCUGGAUCGACUUGGUGGUGGUGCUGCGGGCGGACACGGCGACGUUGUAUGAUCGCCUGAAGGCGAGGAAAUACUCCGAGGCAAAACUCCAGGAGAACAUGGACUCGGAGAUUAUGGAGGUGCUGCUCCAGGAGGCCAAGGAGUCGUAUGACGAGGAGAUUGUGGUUGAGCUGCAAAGCGUGGACACAGAUGGGAUGGAGAGCAAUAUUGAGAGGAUCGAGCAGUGGUUGGACCAGUGGAAGAAGAACAACGCCUCAUGA